Messenger RNA from Meriones unguiculatus (Mongolian gerbil), 13992 nucleotides. It is a transcript of the gene Rpgr, whose product is annotated as retinitis pigmentosa GTPase regulator. The transcript is spliced from 14 exons. Gene Ontology annotation, molecular function: ubiquitin protein ligase activity. Gene Ontology annotation, biological process: ubiquitin-dependent protein catabolic process; protein ubiquitination; visual perception. The coding region runs from base 141 to 3905 and encodes 1254 amino acids. Gene Ontology annotation, cellular component: photoreceptor outer segment. Lineage: Eukaryota; Metazoa; Chordata; Mammalia; Rodentia; Muridae. The record is from RefSeq and is a predicted model, not a curated record.
GGCACCUGCGAUUGCGCAGCAUUGACACCGCUUCCGCAUUCCUUCUUCCAAUCACCUUUCACCCCGCCCCGCUCCUCAACGCUCCGCCUCCGUUGCCCCUAGCGUCUGUUUGUUGACUUCCGUGAGCACAGCAGUGGUCGAUGCCAAGAGGGUCGCGAUGGGGUUCUCGGGGGCUACGGCAGUACCUUAGGCCCAACCGAAUUGCCCCUACUGUCUUUCAGAGACAGACUCACAUUUCCUUCACAGUCUUCGGCAUGGCGGAGCCUGAGUGGCUGGUGCCAGACACUGGUGCUGUGUUUACAUUCGGAAAAACUAAAUUUGCUGAAAACAACCCUAGCAAAUUCUGGUUUAAAAAUGACAUACCCAUAUGUCUUUCAUGUGGAGAUGAACAUACUGCUAUUGUUACAGGAAAUAAUAAACUUUACAUGUUUGGCAGUAACAACUGGGGUCAGUUAGGAUUAGGAUCAAAGUCAUCUAUCAGCAAACCAACAUGUAUCAAAGCUCUUAAGCCUGAAAAGGUGAAACUUGCUGCCUGUGGAAGGAACCACACCUUAGUUUCAACAGAUACAGGCAGUAUAUAUGCAGCUGGAGGAAAUAAUGAAGGACAGUUGGGGCUUGGUGAUACUGAUGACAGAGACACUUUUCAUCAAAUUGGCUUCUUUACAGCUAACAAUAGCAUUAAACAGCUCUCUGCUGGCACUAAUACAUCAGCUGCACUAACUGAGGAUGGAAAACUUUUUAUGUGGGGUGACAAUUCUGAAGGACAGAUUGGCUUAAAAAACAAAAGUAAUGUGUGUAUACCUCAUGAAGUGACUGUCGGGAAGCCAAUUUCAUGGAUCUCCUGUGGAUAUUACCAUUCAGCUUUUGUAACAACUGACGGAGAACUAUAUACAUUUGGAGAACCUGAGAAUGGAAAAUUGGGCCUUCCCAAUCAGCUGCUGAUCAAUCACAGGUCACCCCAGCGCGUGGUGGGAAUUCCCGAGAAGGUGAUUCAAGUAGCCUGUGGUGGAGGGCACACUGUGGUUCUCACAGAAAAACUUGUGUAUGCUUUUGGCCUGGGACAGUAUGGUCAACUGGGACUUGGCACUUUUCUUUUUGAAACAUCAGAACCCAAAAUCAUUGAUCGUAUUAAGGAUCAGAAAAUAAGUUAUAUUUCCUGUGGAGAAAACCAUACAGCCAUGAUGACCGAUAUAGGGCAUAUGUAUACUUUUGGAGAUGGCCGACAUGGAAAAUUAGGACUUGGAAUGGAGAAUUUUACCAAUCAGUUCUUUCCUACUUUGUGCUCUAACUUUUUGAAAUUUACAGUUCAAUUGAUUGCCUGUGGUGGAUGUCACAUGCUAGUUUUUGCCACUCCACGACUUACUUCAGCAGAUGACCCUGAAUAUGAAGAGGCAUAUGAGCCUUACCUAAAUACAUGUUCUUUGGCCAUAAGUGACCUCUCCCCAGGAACUUCUUUAUCAGCACGUUUGCGUCGAAGAGAGCGGGAGAGACCCACAUGCCCUACUUCAAUGAUGGGAACACUGCCUCCAUUAGAGGGGACUUCUGCCUCCGUUUCAACUUCUCAUUUUCCCCCUAAUUCAAUCCCUUUCCGUUCAUCUGUGAAUAGUUACCAAGAGAAAAGCCUCUCGGACUCCAUGGAGCCACUAGGCUCAGAUUAUUAUGAAGAUAAAAUGAACAAAGAGACAGAGACAGACAAUUCUUCUGCAGUAGAUUCAGAAAACUUAGGUGAAACUACUGAUGUCUUAAAUAUGACACAUAUGGUGAGCCUGAGUUCCAGUGAGAAGUCAUUAAAAUUUUCACCAGUUCAAAAUUUUCAACAGAAUCAAGACACGGUUGAGAAAGUGAUGGAAAGUACAGCUUAUACUGAAAAUGAGGAUAGUUAUGAAUAUGAAGAAAUGUCAAAAAUAAAAGAAGGGACAUUAUACAAACAAUAUUUAGCAAAAGGGAUCUUCAUGGUACGAGCAACUGAGAUUAUGGAAGCAUUUUCAGAUGAGGACGUAGAUAAUGACCUAGACCAUGUGGGGUCUGAGGUCAACACUGAUGAAGAGGGCUUACAAAAAGAGGAAAUAGAAAAGGAAAGUGAUGAAGAAAUAGUCUCUGAGAAGCAAACUGAGGCGAUGAGAAUGGCAGGUAUGAAAAAUACUUUAAAAGAGGAAGAGAACGCAAGACCAGAUUCCGAUUUUGAUGACUUACCAGAUAAAGACAUGAAUUCUGAAACUGAAGAGGCUAAAGAUAUUUCUCAGGAAAGGAAAAGCAGUGAGCACAGUUUGAUUUUUGACAGUGAAACAGAAAUGGUAGAAGAACCAGACAGUUACAUGGAAUGUGAAAGGCACAGUCAGCAAGACAGAGCUAAGGAGUUGGAGCAACCCAAGCCAAUAGAACCUAGCAGUGAAGAGAAAGAUGGCGAUGAACUGGAGCUUGAGUCUUACUUAUGGUACAGCAGGAGUUGUGCCGAGCAAGGAAGUGAGACUGAGAACAGAGCAACCAGAUUUGUUUCAAAAUAUGAUCUUAAGCAUGACCACUUGUCAGGGAUACCAGAGGAACAGGAAGGACCAGAUGAUUCAGAAGGGAGUGUAGAAGUGGAGCAAUUGGUACAGGUUCAAGAGGAAGACGUGGAAUUGGAAUCAGAAAUGGAGGGGGCAGAAGCAGAAACCCUGUCAGACAUCUUUACAGAAAAAUCGGUGAGUGAAAGUAAAGAAGAGUCAAGGGGAGAGGUAGAGGAUGGCUCUGAGGGUAAAAGGGAUCAAAUCUGUAAGAAGGGUAGUUUAGGAGCAGGGCAGUGGCAACAGGUACAGGAAAAACAAGAGAGAAAGAAAGGUAAGAGUAAAGCAGAAAGGUGUAUCUCAGUUAUGGAAAGGACAGAAGAAGAUGAAAGAUGGGAGAAAAAGGUAGAAGGAGGAGAGAAAAUGGAGAGAGGUGAAGGAAACAUAGAAGAAAGAAACCAAGAAAUGGAAGAGGAUGAAGGAAAGGAACAAGAGGAAGGGGAGGAAGAAGAGCCAGAAGGGGGAGAAGAAGAAGGAGAGGAAGAGGAAGAGGAAGGAGAAGGCACAUCAGAGGAGAAAAGUGGGGAGGAGGAACUAGAUGGGAAAGAGAAAGAAAGGGAAAGGGAAGGGAAGGGAGGGCAAGAAGAUGAGAAAGAAGGGUGGAAGGAAGAAGAGGAGGAAAUAGAAGAGGAAGAAGGGGAAGGAGAGGAAGAGAAAGGGAAGGAGGAAGAAGAAGAUGGGCCAGAUGAUGAAGGAGAGGAGCUAGAAGAGGAGGAAAUAGAGGAGCUGGAAGAGGAGGAAGGGGAGGAGCUUGAAGAGGAGGAGGAAGGGGAGCAUCUAGAAGAGAAGAAAGAGCUGGAAGGGGAUGAAGGAGAGGAGUUAGAAGAGGAAGGAGAGGAGCUGGAAGAGGAGGAAGGAGAGAUUGUGGAGGAAGAAGGGGAUGAGGAGGAAGAGGGACAAGAAGAGGAGCAAGGAGAGGAGGAAGAAGAGCAGGAAGGAGAGGACCUGGAAGAGGAGGGAAGAGAGAGUGCAGAGGAAGAAGGGGAUGAGGAGGAAGGGGGACAAGGAGAGGAAGAGGGGGAAGAAAAAGAAAGGGAAGAAAAUGGAAGGUAUGUGGACAACAAUGAGGAAGAAGACUCAUAUAACAGGGAAGGAGAAUACAAGAAGGUAGGUAGAAAAACAGCUGACAAUAAAAGUCAGGAAGAUAGAAAACGGUCCCCAAAAGUACAUAAAAUAAAAGGGUUUAUGAAACAUGGCACACAUGGAAUGUAUUCAAAAAAGUCCACUACUUACCCAGGGAGAUGGGGGAAAGAGCAGAGGUCUAAAAUGCCAGUAGAGUCAAAACAAAUUUUAGAGAAUGGGCUCCCAGGUUCCAAAAAAUUCUGGAAUGACAUUUUACCACUUUAUUUGGAAUUGAAGUAACAGACUAAAUUUGACCUGAUUAUGGCCAGUGAAGCAAUUUGCAUGCCUUGUGCAUAAUAGGUAUGCUCAUUACAUUUUAUUAAGCUGAUCUGUUACUAUGGUACUUUUACAUGUAGUUAAAAAACAGCCAUUGUCAUUUGUACUAAGGUAUCAAAGGCAACAGGAGACAUUGUUAAGUCUUGAUUCCUUCCAAACUCAUAUCUUGUGUUCUGCCACCAAAAUUACUAAUCUAUAACUAGAAAAUAUUAAACUGUUGUACUUAACAUUGUAUAUUCCUUACAAAUGACAGUUAUAUACUAGAAACAUACUAUAAGUAUAUAAAAGUUAGUACAUACUAUAAGUAUAUAUAAGUCAGUAUUUUUAUAUGCAUGUACUAUAUGUAUAUAAAAUCAGUAUUUUUAAAACAAUGUAGAUAUGUAAGGGCUAUUAAAACUUCUGAUUUGUAAAAAAUAUUCCAGUACCCCUUUUCAGCCUCUACCACCUAAAAUAUUUUUAUAAGAAUUGAUGAUGGGGCUGGAGAGAUGGCUCAGAGGUUAAGAGCAUUGGCACUUAACCUCUGAUCAAUUCCCAGCAACCACAUGGUGGCUUAACAACCAUCUAGAUCUGGUGCCCUCUUCUGGUGCACAGGUAUACAUGCAGACACAACAUUGUAUGUAUAAUAAUUUUUUUUUAAAAAAAAGGAAUUGAUGAUAAUUUAAAACUCAGAUGAGGAAUUCCUAUUUUAAGGAAAUGGUAUUUGUCCCAUUACUUUUUUGUCCCCUUUGAUAAAGGUCUAUAAAGCGACAGCUGUGUUCAAGGCUUAGAAGCUACUGUAAUUAGAAGCUCUUGUAAUUGCUGCUGAGGCAUAUGACAGAAUAGCUUAUGGAAUGAGUGAGCUUAAACACAUAACAUAGGGGCUCAUAGAAAUUUAAAUGUUUCAAGAAAGAAAAUUAAACAUUAAAAUUUCCUUUUCUGCGCUUAAACGUUAUGACUUUAAUGCCGCUUGUCUUCUUUAGUCUUAAAUCUCUGAACUCUGUAUUAACUCUACCAUUAGAGAUUUCAUUCUUACUAUGAGUAUUAUGUGUUUUCAUUGUAUUUUCAUUGGCUUUUGUAAUUGUUUGUUUCCACUCAGUAUGUUUCAAUUGAAAUAAAGAUUAAAUUUAUACACUCAGUAUUGUUUGUGAAAAGAAAAACUGAAUCUUUGAGAAGCCAGGUUUCACUAGACUUAUAUAAUGUAGCUAGUUUGAUUGUGUAUUCUUAGCUUCUUUUUGAAGUGAUUACCUUUCUUAGCCUGUUCCAUGCCUUGGGUCUGAGUGAUUUUUUACCCUUUUUCAAAGAAGAUUUUCAUGAUAACUUUUGUAAAUUUUGUGUCGUUGAACUCUACACAUUUGAUUCUCUGUAAUAAUGGGCAUGAGAUGAACACUGAUAAUCAAAUGAAGUAGCAUAAAGUAGCAUUUCCUUAGAGCAAUCUGCAAGUUAUAACUUGCAUCAGAGAUAUUUGGUAGUAUCUCCUGAAUAAUGGAUUGCAUUGAUUUGACAUUGCAGGCCUUGGCCAAAGUCUACCAUUCAUUGUUUGUAGAGUAGAAUUAAUGGUGUCAUAAAGUAUGUGUACCAAAGAUAAUUAUUAAAAAAUAGAUUUGGAAUGAUUAAAUAAGAGGGAUGGCAGGAAUGAAGGUCAUAAAUUCUUAAGAGAAUGUCAGAGAGAUAAGAAUCUAAAGUUCCAGUUAUUAAUUUCAAAGGAAGGGGCAUUAGUCUGCCCUGAAGUAAAUCAGCCAGGAGGGACGAAGUCAUGUUCUAAAGUUUCACUAUUUGAACUGACAGAGAUAGCCACUUUUAAACAGCAUUUCUGACCAGUUUCUUUGCAUUUCCCUGCUCCAAAACUUGUGGCAUUCUGUAAAAGUAGUAGCUCCUACAAGUUACAGUCAAAAGAGCACUUUACAUAGCUCUUUGAGUCCAGAACCCUACUUAUAAUUUGUGCUUUCAAGCUGUAUGAAGUUAUAACAGCUUCUUUGCCUUUGUAAGUGCCCUUUUGUCCCCUAGAAAUAAACAGGAUUAGAUUGGGAGACCUAAGUAAUUCCAUAGGAACAACAUUGUUAGAGCUCUGUAACACUAGAAUUUCUGCUAUCCCUAUUCCCAAUUUAAAAAGAAGCCUUACGUUUAGUCACAAGAAUCACCUAGUCUUCAAGCAAAUGAACAGUUGUAUGGAAGUGAGCAAUAGCCCUAAACAAAACAUGCUAACUUUCUGUGCCAAGUGUUCAGCUAACAAAUAUUAAAUCACACAUUGUGACAGGUCUUAUAUCCUCUAAAGCUUAUGGAUAAGAGUUUGUUGGUGGUUAGUGAUACAGUGAGAUGGGGUAUAAAAUAAUGCAAACUUUCUUAAGAAGAUGGUACUACACACACACACACACACACACACACACACACAUAUAUCAUCAUUAGGGAAAAAGAAAAGUGAGUGAAAAAUAAGACCACUCGAUCCCUCAUGAUUUGACAGCUCUUUGCAUAGAUUUCAAUAGCUAGACUCUUCUUCAUUUUGUUUUUGAGACAGUUUCUUAUAGCCUAGGCUUGUUUUGAAAAUAUCUUGUUUACCAAGUAACCAUGAAUGGCCUUGAACUUCUGAUCCUUCUCUCUCUACCUCUGCAGUGUUGGGAUUAUAGGCAUGGUAAAUUAGCUAGUUGCUCAAGUGUUUGCUUUAAUUCACUGACCAUUACAGGGAGAAAUAUGAGGUAUUUUUAUAUGUGGUAGCAUCCCUUAAGUUACAGUUUCAUAAUGUACUCUGGCAAAAAGAGACUUUCAGGUAAGCUGCAGAGCAUCUACAGCUGCUCAACAAUAGCCCUCAAGGUGAGUAAGGCUGUUUUGAUUGAUGAUGAUUCACUGUAGAGAUCAGGUUUUUAAAUUUUUAUUUUAUUUUUAUUAAUUACAGUUUAUUCACUUUGUAUCCUAGCAUAAGCCCAUUGCCCCAUCCUCUCCCAAUUCCACCCCCUCCCUCUUCUUCUGUGCUCCUCCCCCAGUCCAAUGAUAGGGGAGGUCCUCCUCCCCUUCCAUAUGACCCUAGUCUAUCAGGUCUCAUCAGGACUGGCUUUAUUCUCUUCCUCCUGGCCUGUUAAGGCCACUCCCCACUCAGGUGGAGGUGAUCAAACAGCCAGCCCCUGUGUUCAUAUCAGUUUUUAUAUGUAUGUGCUCACUCCCACCAACUCAUUAAUGAAGGAAGGUGCCAUAAUUUUUUCCUUCAUUCUUUUCAUUGUGAAAAUUCAGUGUCAUAUGACAUGAUUAGUUUCUACCGUAUAGCUUAAUGUCUUGUACAUAUUAAAAUCAAGUAUUUAUGUAUCUGGCACCAAAACAUGGGUGUACUUCCUCAAGUCAGAUAGACCUCAAGAAGUGAGGGAAGGUAAUAAUCCACCUCCCAUGGCCCUCUUUUCCCCUGUCUUAACCGCCAAGAAGACUAAAGAACACUUGGAAACACUAAGGUGCCCCUACCAUGACUUUUUAUUGUUUUUUCUUCUUAUUUAUGUUUUUUUCUUUUUUCUUUUUAUUAAUUACAGUUUAUUCACUUUGUAUCCACCCUGUAUCUCCCUCCCAGUCCUACCCUCCCUCUUCCCCACCCUUGUCUCUCUCCCAGUCCACUGAAAAGGGAGGUCCUCCUCCCCUUCCCUCUGAUCCUAGUCUAUCAAGUCUCAUCAGGGGUGGAUGCAUUGCCUUCAUUUGUGACCUGGCAAGGCCUUCCCCCCUCAAAGGGAGGUGAACAAAGAGCAGGCCAAUCAGUUCAUGUCAGAGACAGUCCCUGUCCCCAUUACUAUGGGGCUCACUUAGAUAAUGAACUGCCAUAGGCUACCUCUGUACAAGGGUUUCAGGCCGUCUCCAUGAUUAGUCCUUGGCUGGAGUAUCAGUUUCAGAAAAGACCCCUGUGCCCAGAAUUUUUGGGUCUGUUGCUGUCCUUAUGGAGAUCCUUUCCUCACCAGGUCUUUCUAUCUCCUACUUCUUUCAUAAGAUUCCCUGCACUCAGCCCAAAGUUUGGCUAUGAGUCUUAGCAUCUGACUCGAUACCCUGCAGGGUAGAGCCUUUCAGAGGCCCUCUGUGUUAGGCUCCUGUCCUGUUCCCUGUUUUCUCCCUCCUUUGAUGUCCAUCUUUUUUGCCAUUUUGAAUGGGGAUUGGUCAUCUUAUCCAGCUUCCUCUUUCCUGAUUAGCUUCCUUAGGUGUACAGAUUUUAGUAUGUUUAUCCUGUAUUAUAUGUCUAGUAUCCACUUAUGAGUGAGUAUAUACCCUGUGUGUCUUUCUGCUUCUGGGAUACCUCACUCAGGAUGAUCUUUUCCAGUUCCCACCAUUUACGUGCAAAUUUCAUGAUUUCCUUGUUUUUUUGUUUUGUUUUGUUUUUUUUCCCCCUCCCAAUCCCACCUUCCCAUCCUCAUCUCCUCCCUGCCCCUUUCCAAGUCCACUGAUAAGGGAGAACCUCCUUCCUUUACAUCUGAUACUGGCUUAUCAGGUGUCUUCAGGACUGGCUGCAAAGUCGUCCUCUGUGGCCUAGCAAGGCUGCUCCUUCCUGGGGCAGGGUCAAAGAGCCCACCAUCGAGUUCAUGUCAGAAACAGUCCCUGUUCCCUUUAUUAGGGUACCCACUUGGAUACUGAGCUACCAAGGGCUACAUCUGAGCAGGGGCUCUAGGUUGCAUCCAUACAUGGUUCUUGUCUGGAGAAACAGUCUCAUAAAAGACCCCUGUGCCCAGAUAUAUUUGGUUCUUGUGGAACUCCUGUCCUCUCCAGGUUGUCUUAAUUAUGUUUUUAACUAUUUCUCGAUAGUCCUGUUUAUUUUCCACUCCUGUCUCCUUAGCAAAAGCUGCCCUGAGAUGAAAAUUCAACUCCAAACUGCAUGUAUUCUUUGCUUUCUAAAAACAGACUAACUAAAGAAAAGAAAGGUUUUGUGUUUUGGAUAUGCAUGGGGAUUCUAUAAGCUAACAGGAAAUUCAUUAGUAAAAUAGUAUGUUAACAGAGUAACUACAGCUCCAGUAUAAACAGGUUGAAAAUGAACUUGCCAGGAGUGAGUAGGGAUACUUUGAAAUGAGUCAUGUUAAAUAGAACUUAACCAGCAAAGUGCCUUAUAUCCUCAUAUAAGUUGUUACAGGUAAAAGAAUAUGUUGACUACACUUGAGGUUUUUUACGGUUAUUGUGCUGGCAGGCAAUUGAAUGAUUUGAAACAAGGAAAACUAAAGUCAGAAAUGGUAGUUAGGAGCCAGUUACAGUACAACAGGUAAAGACUGAAGUAGACAUGGGAUAGAAUGGUGGGUAUGGGGAUAUGUAUCAAGGAGUUGGAGGACUUAGGACAAAGAUGUAGGUGGGAGGGAAGGGGAGCAUGAUACCUUUCUUCUGGCCUAGGGAAGAAAGGCAGAAAGAAUGCUGUUCACAGCAAAUAAGGAAGUAAGAACAGUCCUGAGAAGACUGUUCUGCAUUUGCUAGCUUUUGAUGGUCUCCAGGAGAUGGGCAGUGUGUGGGUCAGCAUAUGUGUCUGGAGCUCAAUAGAGGUUGCUGGGGAUCACUAGCUUAUUCAUGUAAUUAGCCAAGCUAGUGAAAGCACUCCUCUUGUGAAUAGACCAUUUUAGGCAGUAUUCAGGGAAAACAUCAGUAAGUGCACUGUGCUUAGACACAGUGGUUCUCAACCUGUGACCCUUUUGGGGGUCCUAUAUCAGAUACCCUGUUCAUAACAGUGCCAAAAUUACAAUUAUGAAAUAGUUUUAUGGUUGGGGUCACCACAAAACAGGGUACUGUAUUAAAGGGUCACAGCAUUAGGAAGAUUGAGAACCACUUUAUAAGAGUAAGAGAAUAGUAAUGAAGUUGAAGAAUGAAACUUAGAGAAAACAUGAAGGGUACAUUCUGAGAAAGAAAAAUGGCCACCCAAGCUGAGAAGGGGUAUGAAGAAGAAUUGAUAGCAGCAAAGCAGCAUCUUGGGGUGGCUGGAUGUAGAGCCACCAACACAGGAAGUCUGUUUUGCACAAAAAUAGAAUCUGAACUACACUUACAUCCUGAAAAUUAUCAGACAGCAUUGCUGGCAUGGUUCUCAGAUUAGGAAGGGAGAUGUACAAUGCAGUCUUGAAUACUCAGGAUAAAACUUCCUGAGUGAAUUGGCAGUUGAUAUAGACACAUAAGAAAUGAUGUUCUUGUUGGGAACUUAGAAAAUAAAGUAAUCUUCAAUAACUGAAACAUCAGUGAGUGGGGGAAACAUGGAUCUUAAGAUCUUCAAAUUAUUUGUACAUAUUUGGGGAAGACCAGAGCCCUUAAAUCCAACAAUUCUGAACUCAAACCCUUAUAGAUAAUGGAAAAGAACUUGAACUUUUAGUGUUCACAGCACACAGAACUUGAUCCCAUUCAUAUGGUUAGCCUAAAAUGUAUGACUACAAAAAAGAAAUAGAUUGUCCGCAGAAAUAGAAGAAUGCUAUAGAAUGAUCUAAAAAUGAGAAUAAGAAUGCACGCCACUACAAUAUACAGUACUCUGAAUACUACAUUCACAUUUGUACUCUUGCUUCUCAAACUGGAAUAUAUACAAUAUAGGUACAGUAAAGGAUUGGGAAUGAAAUCAGGAAUUAUUUAUAGAAAGUAAGAAGACUUUAAAAUAAAGUGGUUUCAUAAGAAGAUAAGAAUACAGAGCUCAAACUUGUAGCUUGUAGCCAUAAUCUGACCUGUAGACUUUAUUUUUGGUGCCUGUGCAAAUGAGUUCUUUUAAUUCAGAUUGUUUUCCAGUAUUGAAAUAUAAACAGAAUAUAUAUUUCUGUUGUUUUGAUUUUAAAUAAAAUAUAAUAAAUUAAGUCAAAUUAUUUUAAAUAAAAAGCUCUAUAGAUCAACUAAGCAAAAAAGGGCUUAUCAAUUAAAAUAAAUGUGUAUUUGAUGAGAUGUUACUCAUACUUGCUAGGAUCUUCAGUGACGAGAAAACAUCAUAUUAAAUGCUGGCAAGGAUGAAAAGCCAUGGGAACUCUUAAGUUUUUAUUAAAAUACAGAAUUUAAUAUGAACAGUUAGAUACUUUUCUUCAUGACCUCAUUGGUUACAUUAAACAUUAAAUCACAAUGGUCCAUUAAAAAAAAAUUGAAACUGUUUUUCAUUAAAAAAAAAAAAAAACAGCUACACUCCAAAAUGUCUACAGUGUAUGCUAGCAUAGUAAAAGCUUUAAAAUAAAUACUAUGACUUUGCCCAAAAUGUUUUAAAAUUUUUUAUUACAGAAUCAAUUUUUGAGCUUUUUUUAAUGUAGUCACAUUUUCCCUUUCUCUUCCUUUCUCCAGGCCCUCCUAUGUAACACUCCUUGCUCUCUUUCAGUGUCAUGGCUUUCUUUUUUAUUAAUUAUUAUAUGCAUAUAUGUUUAUGUAUAUAUAUAUAUAUAUAUAUGUGUGUGUGUGUGUGUGUGUGUGUGUGUGUGUUCCUAAAUAUAACCUGCCCAGUCUAAUUCUAAUUCAUAUGUAUUAUUUCAGGGUUGAUCAUCUGGUAUUGGAUAACCAAUUGCUGUACACUUCCCUUGGGAAGACUGUUUCUCUCACUCUGAGCAUUUUUCAGCUGCUUCUAGUUCUUUGUGUAGAGUUGAGACCUUCUGAGCUUUUCUCUGUGUACUUUGGGCAUGUCUAUCAUUGUCCUUGUCCAGCUCAUGUUUAGGCUGUCAUGUUGGUGAGACUUUGGUACUACUUCUCACAUUGCUAAGAGACACAAUCUCAAAGCAACCUCCCUGAUCCUCUAGGUUUUAGGGUCAUUUUAUCUCCUUUUCCAAAAUUUUCCCUGAGCCUUAGGUCUGGGAGUGUAUGUUAUAGGAGUAUCACUUGGGAAUGGACUCCACAAUCCUGGAUUCUGAUUGGUUGUUGUUUUCUAUAAUGGCAUCUAUCUGCUGUAAAGAAAAGUUUCCUUGAUAAAUAGUGAGGACUACACAUAUCUGUAGCUAUAAAGACAAAUGUCUAUAUCAUUGUUAAUUUAGUAAAGUAGUGAUUAUAGAUUCUCCUCCAGUAUUCAUGACUUCACUAACACUGAGUAGUUAGUUGGCUAGGUUUUCAGUACCAAGCAUGGUUUCCUUCCUGUUGAGCUGGUCUUAAGUCCUAUUAGAAAGCUAUUGCUUACUGCCAAGUAUGUAUGCCACUACAGCACCCAUAAGGUAGUAGUACCAUGCUGAUCAUUUUUGUGCUUCAUUGGCAUCGUAGCUGGGUAGGAAUAUUGGCUGUUUCCCUCUUUUGGAAGCAUGUGCGAUGCCUUCUGGUACCAUGAAAGCUAGUCUUCAUGAAAAGGACAUUCGAGUCACUUUUGUCUCAGAGGUCUCCAUGCCUGGUUUCUGAAAUGCAUGGUGUCUUCAGCAGUGGACUUACCUUCUACUUCUGAGAGGUAACAAGGGGGAAAUAGCAAUAGCCCCUAUAUUUUGGAAGUUUCUUGGACAGCACUGACCAACAACUUAAAGGAGUGCUUCUCAUGUCUGAUAUUGUGAUUUUUGUUAGGUGGUCUUUGGCUCUCAGAGCAUUUUUAGCUCAAAUGAGAAAUUUUCAUUUAAUCCAUAUAUGUAUGUUUCUACACAGAAUUACACGUGUUGUAGAUUCUUUUAGAUAAAUAUGUAAUAGUAUGAUUCUUUAUGACUUUCAGACAAUUACCCUCCUCUCUCUUUAUGUACUUAUGUCCCUUCCCCUUUCCUAAAGAGCCUUCUCUUGGAAGUCCUCAUCACUGAGCAUCAAAUUCUAGGGCUCUCCUGGCCUAAAGCGUUAGCCCAGGGUACCCUAUACUUCAACCAACACUGUGGUCCCAUGGCUGUUUGUGGUAGGCACAGAACGGUGUUUUCUUUGCCUCUUCUAGCAUCCAAGGUACUAAUCUAGGAAAAGAAUUUUGGAGAUGAAGGUAGAAAAAGUGAGUACUUUGACUCAUUAUUUUUUAAUGAUAAGAUGUGGAAUAUUACAGCAAAACAUUACAGGGAACAUUGACUUUCCCUUAGCCAAACCAAAGACCAAAGCACAUUGUGGUGUAUGACCAAUGAAAUGAUGGUCCAGUUGCAUAUAUCAGGCCCAUUCGCUUCUUCACCAAGACCCUAACACAGGACAUGUACUCGACCAUUCUAGACUAUCUUUUUAAGAACGUACUUAAACUUUACCUUUUCUUUUUAUAAAAUGACAGUAUUCUGCCAAUAUCUCCUAAAUUAUCUCAAUUUUAAAGGUAAGUGUUUUCUGUGAUUUAUAGUAGUUAUCCAGAUGUGUUUAUAUUUUUAAAUGUAAUAACAAGUUUGAAGUGCUACAAUUGAUGUGUCUUUUAUGUUUAAUAGCACUUAAAAUGUGUUUUUUAUCUUGUUUCUGGGUUAUAGUUAUACUUCCCUCUCAUAAAUAUAAGUGAAAUGUAAAUUGGGAGUCCUCUAAAUCCAUGUUUUAGAAAACAGGCAUAAUACAUAGAAAUAAUUAUAUUACUAUGCUAUAGUAAGGAGAAAAACUUUUUAAUUACUUAUUUUAUUUACUUUAUAUCUCAAUUAGAACUUCUCCUCCCUCCUCUCCUUCCAGUUCCUCUCUCUUCCCUCCCCUAUACCCUCCUCCUUUUCUUAGAGAAGGUGAGACCCUCCCACAACCUGGAUAUCAACCUGCCUUGCCAUAUCAAAUAGGACUGGGUGCUUGUUCUUUUGUUGAGGCUAGACAAGGCUGUCCAGUUAGGGGAAGAGGAUCCAGAGGAUCCAAAGGAUCCAGACAACUGAGUCAGAGACAACCCCUGCUCCUGUUGUUAGAGGUCCCACAUGAAGACCAAGCUGUGUAUCUGUUAAAUAUGUGUAGGGGGCCUCAGUCUGUCCCAUGGAUGAUUUCUGGUUGGGAAAACUUUAUAAUUUCUCUCAAACUUAUGAUCACUCUUUGGAAAAAGCCAUGGAAAUACAUUUAUUUUUUUUCCCAGAUUGGCCUUACUAUAGUUACUAACAUAUUUUCAGGAACACUAGGCAUUGUCAUACAGCAGCAGACACACACAGAGCAACAGACAUGAAAUCCUUAGUGAUGUAGUAUCUUGAUGUUCAGCAUGGGUUAUAACAGUAUUUUAUGUCUUUUGCUUUUAAAUUUGAUUUAAUAGUGUACAUAUUCAUUGAGAUCAUAUAGCAUUAUCUUAUAUUUAUUCAUUAAAAAAGGAGAUUUUUAAUGAUCACCUUUG